AGAAGUUGUUGCGAUAGCACACGAUUCUCGCUCGCUUUUAAAAAAGUAUUUCCACACUUCUCACACAAAAAAAAAAGAAUUCUUGGAGUUUACGUGGAGAAGAGAAAUAAAGUUCGUCUUCUUAAGAAUUCAUUUAAAAGAUUGAUGAAAACAAGUGAUCAGUCGUCAUCAGAACAUUAAAUGUUUGGAAUUUUUGCGGAUUCGUCAUGACUAUCACGGGAGUGUAAAAUUGUUUACUUGCUGUGGAUUAUUUGUCGUGAUAACAGAGAGAAAAAAAAUUAUUAUCAUAUAUUUUUAUUACCGCAACGAGAGUGUCUCGACAAGAAGAAAACCAAAUAAUUGAAAUAUGUGCUCAUAAAAUAAAUGAGAAGUUCUAAGCUUGGAAUGUCAGCAAUUGCCACCGCAGAGUGCUUGCUUUGUUGUUGAAAAAAAAAGUUUUUUUGUCAUUAUUUUUUUUUUGAUUAUGGAAAUGUGUCAAUGUAUUUCUACUUCAGUUUUAUAUUUCGGGUGAAGAAAUAAAGAAUAUAAUUUGAAUAUAUUUUCGAGAGUGUAAAACAACAUAAGCGAAGUAAUUUGAACAUCAAAGAACGUUAAGGAACAUCAUUUGGAGACCCAUUUUCACGUCACGCUUCGUUAUAAACUCACUUCAUAACCCAAAGAAUUUAAUAUCAGCCAAUGACUGUAAUAAAUGUUGAAUCAUAGCAUGCCAGUAUCAUCACCCCAUGGCAGAUGAAACAUCAACAGCCUAAUAAACGAUAAUGACGUAUCGAUUUCAAUUUCAUCACAAAGCAUAAAGUGUUGGUGAAUGAAAUUCUAAGAAAAGUAAUUUGAAUCAUUGCUUUUGUUUUCAUUCAAUAAAUAUAAAAAAUUCUUUAACAAAGCUCAGCUCGUGUUCUUUGUUGUUAUCCAAUUAUAAAAGGUCAUUCGAGAACACGAAAGAAAGUGGACGAAAAUAAAAUAUAAUAAAAGGUCUCUCGAUGCCAAUCCAAUGAACCUCAAAACAAAUUGUCAAAAACGACAAUCAAUGUUCAACAACAAAGCAGUGAAAGACUGAGAUUCAGAGAAACAAGAAAUAAAUCAAGUGAAGAGAUAAAAAAAAUAAAAGUUGAAGUUUUCGAAAAGAAGAGUGAAAGAAAAUUAUUAAUGAAGAAUUACAUAAAGUGAAGGUUGAAUGAGCAUAAUAAAGUCAUAACAUCGCCAUAUAAUCGCCAGAGAGAAAGAAGGAAAUAUUAAUACGCCAACACCACUCGUGCCCAAUCAAACAACUUCAAGACUGAUGAGAUGAAAUGGAAAACAACGAUCCAUAUGCGGAGCUUGAAAUCUACUUAAAACAAAUAAAUAAUGAAAUCUCUGAAGUGUUUGAUAAGCUUCAUCAUGUGAAUGAAAGCGAGAUACCGUGCAAAGUCAGCGAUAUGGUGGACAACAUUGAAUCACCGCAACCAAAGCCUAUCGUGAAAGACAAGCCCAACCUACGAAAGCUUGCUGAUGUCGUUAAAUCCAAGCGCAGUGAUAUUAGUGAAUGGAAUUCAUUGGCCCAGUUUGAGAAACUUGUCAAAUUGGAAAUGGAAAAUUUAGCUGCCGCCAAAAACUACCAACAGACGAAUGGAACAACAACACCCGUGUCAAUGCAAUGGAACAACAACAACAUUCUGAAACCGGAAAAACAUGUAACGAUUCCACUUCAGUCUUUCGCAAAUAAAGCCAAAUGCAUCACGAAUAUUAAUAACUGUCUAAAGCCUUCGAUUCAAAUAAAAUCCUCUUCCCCUAAAUCGGAUGAGUGUAUCAAGAGCAUUAGUCAAGCCGUCACACCAGGAACCAUAUCAGCAGCAACAACAACAACAGCAAUAACUAAAUCAACAACGACUAAGACGACAUCAACAACCACAACGAAUGCGAAAGUAAAAGAUGGAUGGUCUUCAGAUGAUUCGAUACUUAAGAGCAUCGAUGAAGAUAAUAAAUCGACGAGUUCGACAGUUUCUUCAUCGUCAGCAUUUGAAGACUCGACGAACAUGUAUUCAGAGAAGUCUGAAAGUUCGAUGAGCUCGAUCAACAUCUUGAGCAAUAAAGUCAAUGAAAAUGGCAAAGUUGACACGAAGAAAACUGUCGAUGACAACAGAACAAAUGACGAAGAUGACUCUUUGGAAGUGCUUAGUUCAUAUGACAAUGACUCGGGGAACGAUGAGGUCGACGAGAAAGGCGAUCGUUUCAAUAGCUUUAGCUACAGUUCAUCCGAUUCGAGAUGCGAUAAGAAGCGUCGUAACUAUUUUAAUAGCUUGCCUUUGAUGCGCGCCAAGAAGCACAAUGCCAAUUCAAGUUUCAACUCUAUGAAGCGGAAACACUUAAACAACUCAGCAAUUGAUCAGGAGCCGUUUCGAGAAGACUUGAAGGCAAUAAAUCUCCCGUCGCCAUCACCGAGUUGCGGAUCGUGGUCGAGUGAUUCUAAUAUGCUACAGCAAAAUCUGAGCUGCACAAAAUCGAGCUCCGUGCCGAUACUGGUGAAGAAAGAUCAAUUUCUUGAAGAUUUUAACAAAUUAACGUUGAAAUGGUUUUUUAAUCGACUUUCGCGAGUUGGUAGGCUGGGGAAGACGAUGAAAAAUAUGUUCGCCACAAUUCAUAUUUCAACUAUCGUGAAUAAUCCCACAAUAAAAUUUCCCGUUCAACGUCAAAAUGAUACAUCGAGAGUUGAAGUUGCUUGUCCAUUUAUUAACUGA
Molecule: messenger RNA, 2711 nt
Organism: Clunio marinus
Lineage: Eukaryota; Metazoa; Arthropoda; Insecta; Diptera; Chironomidae
Source: the annotation of a GenBank genome assembly